AGACACCCCUCCUAACUAUGAAGCCGUCUAGCUAAAAAAACAUGAUUCCCAUCCGAUUCCUGAUCUUUACCGGCUCCCUGGCCUACUUGAGCUCGGCGAGACUCAUCAAUUCUGAAGUUGUGAAGGAUGUAUCUGUCUACCUGUGCUCCCAUAUUCCUACCUAUUCACAUGCCAAUAUGAAUUUCUUCUCCUACCCGGUACAAUUUUGUGUCACUCUGAGGUCGGAUAAGGGAAUACGUGAAGAAAUCCGGGAUCUCCAAUCAACCACCUCUCUUCAAAGUCGCGUUUCAAUAUCCUGGAGGCAGUUGGCCACGGCGAACUCUUGCAGACUAACUUUUAAAGGAUACCAAACUGAAUAUCGAAUAUCUCCAGAUCUUGGAGGUUACGAGACUUGCCAAUCAUCGAUCUCAAGGCAUUUAUUUAAAUUGUCACAGGGAAUGAAUAUGGGAAUCGAGCAUCAGAAGAGGAUUGAGUUCAACUCGACAAAUCAAGAAUGUCCGAUUGUUAAUGUGCCAACGGUGUAUCCGGAAUACGUGGCAUGCAAAUUUACAUCAAAUGAAUGGUACCAAAUUGAAUGGAAAUCCACAAUUCGAUACGAGACGUUCAGAAAUGGAGAGUAUGGCACGUAUUGGGCAAAUGAUACUCAGAACUUUAUAGUCAAGAUGAGCGAAGAAAUGAGGAGAAAUGGAUCAGAACAUGUUUGGCUGAAACGAUUACUGAAAAUUGAAUCGAGACUGAAUGGAUGUGACUCCACCGAGCUUCUGAUCCGAUUUGCAGAUGAUUGGACAUAUUCAUCGAAUAGUGUCAGCUUAAGUUAUAGAAUCUUCGAAGGAUCCACAAAAAUCCAUUCCGAUCAUAUUGGAACAUUCGGAGUUGAAGGGUGGAAGGAGAUGAAUGUUCCGUUGAAAAGAAUACCAGGGGAUCAUGAGAUUUGUGCACAGCUCCUGAACCCAGCUGUAUCCCGUCACUACGUGUGCUCCAAAGUAGUCGAUGCUCUCGAUUGUCCAUUUGUUCUGGUUUCCGUCUCCUCCGAUAAAUCAUCUUUUCUUUGUCUUUUUGUUCUUUUACUUUUUGUCUGUUUUUGAAUAGGUUCUAGUUUUUGAAAUGCAAUAAAAAAUCGAAAGUUUAA
Caenorhabditis elegans is the source of this 1129-nucleotide messenger RNA. RefSeq names its product Glycoprotein (gene F32B5.2). The record is from RefSeq and is marked reviewed. Lineage: Eukaryota; Metazoa; Nematoda; Chromadorea; Rhabditida; Rhabditidae. The coding region runs from base 42 to 1085 and encodes 347 amino acids. The transcript has 7 exons.